AUGAGGGCACAAAAAGGUACUGAUUCAACCAAUACAGUGGACUUGCCUGAACGCGUACUAACAGGUAAAGUAAUUUCUAUAUUGGGUUUGACACGGCUCACUUUUCAACCCUACAGCCACAAGCAAUCGCAAGAAAUUGUUACGGGGCGAUUAGGUGGGUCAGAGGCUUUCAAGGGCGAUGCCAUACAACUGGUAGCGAGAAAAGUAGCUGCCGUCUCAGGAGACGCCCGACGUACUUUAGAUAUCUGCCGUCGUGCCACUGAAGUAGCAGAUUCUUCAAAAGAUGAAAAUUCCAAUUUUCCGGCUAGUGAGUUAAAUACUCCUGGACCUACAGUACAGGGUUGGCGUAGCGCUAUCGGCAGUUCUUUAGUACCACACGAUAUAAAGUAUGUCGAAUACAACUCCGUACCAUUGAGUGUCGAGUUGCUUUAAUAAAAUGACUGCAAGUACGGAAGUGUAGAGAAAGUUCAGUACGUCUAAACCUUGUUACACCUAAGCGAAAAGCUUGAAAACAACACACUUGGCUUUGAAAUGCUUUCUUGCAACGACACCUAACGUGAUUUUUAGCCGAAAAAAUUUCUAACGUAUAAAUACUACAGAGUUAUCAGUUUAAAA
Molecule: messenger RNA, 615 nt
Organism: Glossina fuscipes
Lineage: Eukaryota; Metazoa; Arthropoda; Insecta; Diptera; Glossinidae
Product: origin recognition complex subunit 1-like
Exons: 5
Coding region: 1-432 (143 amino acids)
Biological process (GO): mitotic DNA replication checkpoint signaling; DNA replication initiation
Cellular component (GO): nuclear origin of replication recognition complex
Molecular function (GO): DNA replication origin binding
Source: RefSeq, a predicted model, not a curated record